Messenger RNA from Hylaeus anthracinus, 1322 nucleotides. RefSeq lists its product as uncharacterized. NCBI's taxonomy places the organism in Eukaryota, Metazoa, Arthropoda, Insecta, Hymenoptera, Colletidae. The transcript has a single exon. The record is from RefSeq and is a predicted model, not a curated record. The coding region runs from base 754 to 1272 and encodes 172 amino acids.
AUGAGCUCAGAGUCAGUUAACUCCAUUGAUCUACAUGAAAAAGCAACUAAAAAACAAAUCACCAACCCCAAGACCUUAGACAAAAAAGAAAGCAGUAGCAAUAAAUAUCCUGAAGCGCACGUAGGACCUGCAUACGUUAAAAUUAAUAUUAAGAAAGAUAAUAACGAACCAAACAAAGGAAACAACCUCCUACUCGUUAAAUAGUGGAGCAGAAGAAUUAACUCCAUGUGGACGAUGGAUUGCUGAAAUUAGAUUCAAAACAGCGGAACAAGCUAAUUACUUUAUGACAGCGGAGGGCCUUAAAUUAAAAGGAAUCUAUGCAUUUAUUCCUAACUACAGAAUUGAGAGGAAAGGUUUAAUAAAAAACAUUGACCUAGAAUUCGACUUAGAAGACCUAAUUAAUAAUACUGAAACUCCCUGCAGGAUAAAAAAUGCACAACGUCUCAAUAGACGCAUCAUUAACAAGGAGACUGGGAAGGUUGAGUGGGUACCAAGCAAGACGGUUUUGCUUACCUUCGAGGGAACUGUCUUGCCGGACUCCAUUAAACUAUUUCAUAUCUACAGGGUCAAAGUGAAAUUUAUAUUGAACCCGUAAAAGUAUGUUCUAAUUGUUACAGGUUUGGCCACUCAGCCAAAGUUUGCAGGAGCGGGCCUAGAUGCAGGACAUGUGGGGCCGCUGUGAAACACAAACCUGAAAUAUGCCCUUCAGCAGAAGAUCCCACCUGCCUACACUGCAAGGACCAACACAAAACCAUGGAUCCUUCUUGUUCAGUAAUGCUACGGGAGAAAGAAGUUAACAAAAUCAAAGCCUACAACUGUAUUGGAAUCUGGGAAGCUAGGAAACUAGUUAGAGAGACACAACGCCUAACUCUCAAACCCAAUAAUAUUACGCCAACAAAAGAACAUUUUCCACCUCUUGCGCAACCCACUCAAGAAAAAGUCAUGAAAAUGAAAACCUUCGGUGGUCAAGAAAGGCCACCACCAAAAAGCAACGCAUGGAAUAAAGAGGAGAAAGAAACAAAAGCACAUUAUAAUACACAACCCACCGCCAGAACCUCACCUAAAGUCACAAAAAACAUAAAUAACAAGGAAAACGCACCUCCAAAAGAAACACUAAACAACGAAAACACUAAAAUAAUGAAGACGGCACUUGCCAACAAAGGAAAUAUCAAUGUACAUAACCCCAAAACGAUUACUACAACACCUCAAAAGAUAAUUAGAUCUAACACAUCAUCCAGCCUCAAGCAGUAUGGAUCCAGCAAAAGGAAAUAAAAUCCAGAAGAACCACAUCAGAGCUUUGUUGUGGAACUGCCGGAGCCUAU